UAAAAGGACAGCAAGAUGCACUGCAGGCACCUAGCAGUUGUUUGGGGAAAGUUUAAAAACACAUCCAAAUGCAAUGGAGAUACAACUGUGGGUUACAAUGAGCACAGAGGGGAACACCUGAGAAUCUGCCCACAAGGCUACACCUGCUGUACCAGUGAGAUGGAGGAGAACUUUGCAAACAAAAGCCGAAGUGAAUUCGAAGGCAUGAUGAAAGAAGCCAGUCGUUCUGUACAGGUGACCCUAACUUCUCAGUACAAAAACUUUGAUGGUUAUUUCCAGGAUUUGUUGAACAAGUCAGAGAAGGCCCUCUAUGACACAUUCCCUAGCAUGUAUGGGGAGCUAUACACGCAGAACAUCAAGCUCUUCAAAGACUUAUUCAGUGAGUUGCGACGCUAUUACCGAGGGUCCAAUAUCAACCUUGAAGAAGCCCUCAAUGAGUUUUGGACACGCCUGCUAGAGCGGCUCUUCAAGCAGCUGAACCCCCAAUAUCAUAUCACUGAUGAGUACCUGGACUGCAUGGUGAAACACUCUGAGCAGCACAAGCCCUUUGGCGAAGUCCCGAGAGACCUGAAGCUGAAGGCAACGAAAGCCUUCAUUGCAGUGCGCUCCUACGUGCAGGGGCUUAGUGUGGGCAGUGAUGUCAUCAAAAAGGUGUCUCAGGUUUCCCUUGGCCAUGAGUGCACUCGGGCCAUCAUGAAGCUGGUGUACUGCCCACAUUGCCGGGGCAUGUCUAGCGUGAAGCCAUGCAACAACUACUGCCGUAACGUCAUGAAGGGCUGCCUGGCCAAUCAGGCUGACUUGGACACCGAGUGGAGGAACCUGAUUGAUUCAAUGCUGCUGGUGGCUGAUCGAUUUGAUGGACCAUCCAACGUAGACACUGUAAUUGGUACCAUUCACACAAGGAUCUCAGAAGCCAUUUCUAACAUGCAGGAAAACAAAGACUCUAUCACAGCCAAGGUUUUCCAAGGUUGUGGAAAUCCAAAAAUCAGUACAAAAGCAUCCAGUGGAGAAGAUAAGAAAAGGAGGGGAAAAACUGCCCCAGAUGAUAAGCCCUCAGGACUUGGACUGGAGAAGCUAGUGUCAGAUGCCAAAGGGAAGCUGAGAGAUAUCAAGGAUUACUGGGUCACUCUUCCCAGUGUACUUUGCAAUGAGAGGAUAACAGCUGGCUCAGUGAAUGAGGACAGGUGCUGGAAUGGAAUGACCAAGGGCAGGUAUCUACCAGAGGUGAUGGGAGAUGGUUUGGCCAAUCAGAUUAAUAAUCCAGAGGUGGAGGUGGACAUCACCAAACCAGAUAUGACCAUCCGUCAGCAAAUCAUGCAGUUAAAGAUCAUGACCAACCGCCUGCGCAAUGCAUACAACGGGAAUGAUGUGGAUUUCCAGGAUGCAAGUGAUGACAUGAGUGGCUCUGGGAGCGGUGACGGCUGUCCUGAUGAAGUCUGCGGUAAAAGACUUUCUAAGAGCUCCAGCACCAGACAACCAGGAACACAUGCAAUUCCUAACCAGUCUGGACGGGGUGUAAAUGGGGCCAGCAGCAAAUCUUUGCCUUCCUCCUUCCUAAUCUUCCUUUCUAUGGCUGUCAUGGCAAUGCAGUACUUAUGGCGGUAACUUACUUGCACAGCCAUGAAAGAGACUGUGGCUGAGGUCUUAACUUUGCCAAAACAAAAAAAAGAAAGAAAGAAUGGACAAUAUUUAAUUCAUCUUGGCAAAAAAAAAAGAGGGAGAAAAAAGGUCUCGAUUGUUUGUGAUAUCUGGCAGUGCUAGAGCCGUUUUUUUCUUUAUUGGUCUUUUCUGAAUGCUGGGCCCUUCUUUCCAUACCUCAUUUUUUUAAUUUCAUUAUUUGCCAUUAAUAGGUUCUCUGGGGCCUGAAACAAGCCUUUGGAGAAAGACAGACUGGGGAAAAGGAAGGGUAAUCCUCAAAGGGACGCCAGGUGAUAGACUGCAGUGACAUAUGCAAUUUACCCAUUAUUGUUAUACAGCUCUAGCCGAGAAUGCUACUUACCAUGUUAACACCUAAAACACAACAGAGGUUUAGAAUAGUGUGACUUUUUACCUAAAAGACACUCUCAGCACUCAAAGUGCUCUGUUCGGUGGCUGCCAUGGUUUUCCCAUGUAUUUCAUAAGGAGGCAGAGAGAAUCCUUCACUCACUUCCUUUUGAUGUAGGAGUUUUGACUAAUUCUUCAUGUAGCAAGGAGACUCAAUACCUAGCCAUUUGAAAGCAGGAGGCAAAAGUCCCAUUCCUUACAAGUACAACAGUAGUUUUCUUUAUUACAUCUCAUAAUAGUGAAAUACCAGUUCUCCUACAUUAAAGUAAAUGGGAGUGAGCUUUGAAUUUUGCAUGGUACCUGGAAAGCCGUCAAUAGCCUAAUCUAUAACUGCAACACGAUACCAUUCUGUGCAACACUGAGAUGAAAGUAUGCAUGGUGACGUUCAUCAUUUGAAGAGGCGUUUCCACAGCAAAGAGGCUGAAUCCUUUUCUUUAUUUACAAAGACAACAGUGACCUUUUACCAAAGGGAUCGUUGGAAAGAGCUGUUUUGUGAAGUCUCACAUAUUGUAGUGGCACCCAAAGCAACUGAGUUAUAAGAAUUGGAGGCUGGUGGGUUAUUAUGUAUUCACCCUUGGGCAGUUCGGUUGCCCAGGUGAAUCUGUUCUUUUAAGUAAAUUCCUGCUUUUGUCCCAACAACUGUCCCACUGCAUUGCUCACGAUAGAAAGCAAGCAGUCCAAGUGACUUACCUGCAGCCACACACUGAGUGAGUGGAUCAACCAGGCUUGCUUCUAGAGCUUCCAAACAGCACAGCCUCCUCUUAGCCAGUACUUUUCUGUAGCCUAGAAUUUGAUUGCCAGAAGUGGAUUCAACAAAUGGGUUGGUUUUUGUCAACAAAUGAUGUAGCAAUAUACAUACAUGUCCGUAGGGGUGUCUGUGUUUGUAGAGCUGUGUGUUUUGGGUUCCCUAGCAAGCUUGUUUGAUUCACAGAUAUAGUAAGCAUCCUCUGGAGACAUAUUCCUAGCAAAGGUGGGUUUUUUUUCUAGAAACACUGCAGUCCUAGUGACUCUUGGGAAAUAGUGAACCCUAUGUUUGGGCUCUGCUCUUACUUUUGUCUACUUUUGUGUUUUUUAUUUCUGGGGGAGAAAAAACAUUUCUUGUGUUUAAGCAUACGUAGGUUUAGCAGACUUUCAGGCACUUCUCUGUCUGUCAUAGGGAGGGUGCGGGGGGAGGGAAUGUGUGUUCAUAUUUAAGAUUUGGUGAAAAAGCAGAAUUUGACUUGUGCAGUCAGUUUAUGGAAUGUGCAAUGAACGUGAGAAUCCAGCGUUGGAGACGGGACUGGGGGGAGGGAUGCUGCAAGAAAGCAAAUGGAGGAGAGUCAUCAUUCCCCUUGUCCAUGCAGACUUCGUACAUGUCAUUGGACAAUUUCCAGCAAUACCCAACCCAGCUGGGGGCAAGGCCUGAGACUUGUGUUGAUGCAUCCUCAAACCUAGGCAGUCUUGGUCCAGUUUGGCGUGCCUCAUUGUUCCAAACUGUACCUGCCUUUGCACAGCCAGUUGUAACUCUUAUUUCAUUCCUUUGUUGUAUUCCCGUUAGUCCCAUCAUUUCUUAAAGCUGAACUUGAUCUGAUUUGGUAGGGAGGUUAAAUCUAAAAGGAAGGUGAGCCUCCCUGGCAUUGAAUGUCGAUUAAAGAAAAAUGAUGCUACUAAACCCAUCAAAAUCUAUAGAGCAGCUUCCUACAAGUCAUAUAUUUAAAAUGAAUGUAUUUGCUAGUAGAACUAUGGCACAAUACAUAUUGCUUUACUGGUCUAGUGCAGUGAUUUUUAGCCUCUCCCCGCUCCCCCGCACCAAGUCUGCAUUUGAACACACCUCAUUAUGUAAAUUCCUCAGUGAGGUUCUGAAGCAUGGAAAAGGCUACAUGCAAAAAAAAAUGCAGCCAAAUUCUGUAUGCUCUUUAGAAAGAGGAGAUUUUAAAAUGAUGCAGGAAUGUGUUCCACGUUCAGCCUUGUUUUAGAAAUGUCUUAGUCAGCUACUGCUAUCCACAACAGAAAAGAAACUUAAAGGGAAAAUCUAUCUCUGCGUCCUUUCCUCUCCUAUGCAGUGCAAGUUUGCUGUCAGCCUGCUUGAGAUCUGUAAUUCACAGACAGUCCCUGGCCCUGUGGAAAUCUCUUGUUAAGUGCUGCAUCCUGUAUCGAAGGAGUAGGACUUGCUUUGGAUUUGUCGCUUUUGAAGAGAGAUUGGGGGAGUGCAGGGGAAAGAAGAUUUGCUUCUCUGGUAUCAAGAUAGCACUGCUUGGUGUUUGGAUAAAAAAUAAAUCCUUAUUCCUUAAGGGAUGUGAUGGUAUUCAGUAAUUCAGGAAAGAACAUGAGUUACAGAUGAGCACCCAUGUCCCAGCAAAUUGGAGAACCAGAAAAAUGGCGUGAUAGAUUUGCAGUUGUCUCUGUCUUUAAGCCUGCUCUUUUGUGCCAUAAUUUGUAUGUUUGAACUGAGGAGGGAUUAAAGGCUUCAAGAAUACAGAUAUUUAUCAUUUACAAAUGACAAACAACCUAUUGUUUUUUGGUGGGCUUGGUUAAGGGAUAAGGUACAACAAAAAUAUCUAAAGGACACCUUUGCUUUAAAAAUGCAUUUCUGCAGGCAUAAGAUUUAUUUCACUUAUUGGCAUAGCUGGCCAGUUAUAUAUUUCUUUCUGUUACCAAGGUACUUGUAACUAUCUUGCACUGUUUAUCUAAAGUUGAAAUAUGUUCUUUGAAUCCUUGUAUAAAUAAAAAGGCUGGAGACUUAAAUUGA
Messenger RNA from Alligator sinensis (Chinese alligator), 4771 nucleotides. It is a transcript of the gene GPC1, whose product is annotated as glypican 1. The record is from RefSeq and is a predicted model, not a curated record. Gene Ontology annotation, biological process: negative regulation of fibroblast growth factor receptor signaling pathway; cell migration; regulation of protein localization to membrane. Gene Ontology annotation, cellular component: cell surface; synapse; plasma membrane. NCBI's taxonomy places the organism in Eukaryota, Metazoa, Chordata, Crocodylia, Alligatoridae. Gene Ontology annotation, molecular function: fibroblast growth factor binding. The coding region runs from base 16 to 1605 and encodes 529 amino acids. The transcript is spliced from 9 exons.